Molecule: messenger RNA, 1693 nt
Organism: Aaosphaeria arxii CBS 175.79
Lineage: Eukaryota; Fungi; Ascomycota; Dothideomycetes; Pleosporales
Product: carbon-nitrogen hydrolase
Exons: 1
Coding region: 203-1447 (414 amino acids)
Molecular function (GO): catalytic activity
Source: RefSeq, a predicted model, not a curated record
UUGCUUGACUUCAAGCUAUCACGCCGCAAAUUACUCACGAGUGUCACGAUCUUUGCUAUCGGCACUCAUCAAUCGGCAAGCCAGCGGCAUCCGGCAUUGAGUCAGUCAUACAUAGACAUACAUAAGCCUCCAAUCCUCCCGAGUGCAAUAUACACCUGCAUCCUUUCUUCUCCAACACCCAUCCCAACUCCUGCUCGACAUCAUGCCACAGAAAAUCAAAGUCGCCUCCGCGCAAAGCCGGACCCUCUCCACCACAGCCGAGACCCUCCGCGCCCUCGAAGCCACGACGAAACAAGCCGCCCAGCAAGGCAUCGACCUCAUCCUCUUCCCGGAGGCCUACCUCGGCGGAUACCCACGCACCUGCGCAUUCGGAGCAUCCGUCGGCGCCCGCGCACCCGAGGGCCGUGAGCAAUUCCUCGCAUACUACCACGAUGCCGUCGAUCUAGGCGAUACACCCCAGGGUGCAGGGGAGGAUUGGGUCAAUCGCACGCUGCCGUUGCCCCGCGAGAAGAAGUACCGUGGUGAUGGGACCCGCGAGGAACUGGAAAGGAUCGCCCGCGAGACGGGCGUCUUCGUCGUGACUGGUCUCGUUGAGAGGUCCGGAGGAACAUUGUAUUGCGGCGCCGUUUACGUAUGUCCUCGCUAUGGUAUCAUCGGGAAGAGAAGGAAGGUCAUGCCUACUGGAUCCGAGCGAUUGGUCUGGGGCCAGGGUUCCGCGUCUACGCUUCGGGCCGUGACGGCAGAUAUCAGAGGUGUGAGGGUGACGAUGGCGGCUGCAAUCUGCUGGGAGAAUUACAUGCCGCUCCUGCGACAGGCAUUGUACAGCCAGAAUGUGAACCUGUGGCUUGCACCUACGGCGGAUGCGAGAGAUGCGUGGUUGAGCUUGAUGAGGACGGUUGGCUGCGAGGGUCGCUGCUUUGUUAUCAGUGCAAACCAGUGCGUCAAGAAGAAGCAUUUGCCAGACUGGAUCACUGGGGAGACUGCCACGGCGGAGACCGUUCAACCGGCCGCUACGUCGACCGGACAAACAAGCAGCAUUCGGACCAGGAGAAGAAGUACGAUAAUCCCAACAGAAGACAAACACGAGAUUUGCCUACCCAUUGCGGAAGAGAACAGCAAACAGAACGUGCGCAUUCCAAAUGGAGAUCAUUCUGUUAUCGACGAUGGAGCUCAAAGCCCAAAGUCCACCUCGCACGCCCUACCAAAGGUAUCAUCAGCCGCGGGCGAAGAGUUCGUCUGCCGUGGCGGAUCUUCGAUUAUCUCGCCGCUUGGAGAUGUGCUUUCUGGCCCGCUGUGGGAAGUUGAUGAGGGUGGUCUACUUGUUCAGGAGAUCGAUUUCGAGGACUGCGAGAGGGGCCGCUUGGAUAUGGAUGUUGCUGGGAGCUAUUCUAGGAUGGAUAGUUUCCACCUCACGGUCGAUGGAUUGGACAUCAGUCCUCCACCCUAGACACUGGUCAGAGGUCAGGUCAUCUAUUGAUUGUGUAUCAAUUGACAUGUCCGUUGAGAUAGCUACGAUUUAAAUGAUAAAUAUAAAUAAAAGCAAAAUUAUUUGUAGCUAUUCAUUCAAUUCCAUCAAUUACCUUAACAAGAUGAAUAUAGUGGUUUUAAAACCGUGAUAAUGCAAUUAUUUAGCCUCGUCUAGGAGCAUUAUCACCUGAAGCGCCAGGUUAAGCCCGUAAAAUAUACAUCAACA